AUGCUACAAGUGGAUCCAAAUCUUCAACAGAAACAGACAAUUGUACCAUUUACACCGUACGAAUGGAAAUACGUACGUCAAUUAUUCCGAAGCCGUCGACUAGCGGAUGUCAAGGAAUGUGUCAUCAUUCUGUCCACGUGGAUGUCUAGAAGUGAGAAUAACAUUGUGGCGAUUUCUUGCAGUCAUGUUCUUCUGCAGGCAAUUUACGCCGAUCUUUUGGCUCAGGGAAUGCCAGAGUCGGAAUAUUAUAUGGCAAUCGACGAUAUCCGAAUGAAACAUGGAUACGCAAUUGUUAGGUAA
Messenger RNA from Caenorhabditis remanei, 300 nucleotides. RefSeq lists its product as uncharacterized. Gene Ontology annotation, molecular function: endonuclease activity. Gene Ontology annotation, biological process: rRNA processing. NCBI's taxonomy places the organism in Eukaryota, Metazoa, Nematoda, Chromadorea, Rhabditida, Rhabditidae. The transcript has 4 exons. The record is from RefSeq and is a predicted model, not a curated record. Gene Ontology annotation, cellular component: Las1 complex. Bases 1 to 300 code for a protein of 99 amino acids.